This is a messenger RNA of Psylliodes chrysocephalus, 2364 nucleotides long. The record is from the annotation of a GenBank genome assembly. NCBI's taxonomy places the organism in Eukaryota, Metazoa, Arthropoda, Insecta, Coleoptera, Chrysomelidae.
AUUUAGAAGUAGUGGGGAAUGUAUUGAAUCGUCAUGUCAAGGUGUAAACACUGUAAACUGGUGUAAACAUUGCGGCUAAUAAUUGUUAGGUAGAAAAUGUAUCAGUCAGCUGAUUCAAUGAUUCGGUUGUCUAGUUAAAAUCACAAAUGAACGGUUUUAGCACAGGUGAAGAAGAUUCUAGGGGCCCAACAGACCAAAUUUGUUGUUUGAUUGAUAACAGCGAACGUUGUUCUAAGCCAGCUGGAAACGCAUCAUAUAGUAAACGAAUACAAAAAAUUGUGAUCCAGAGAAGGUUGAAUUUGUGUAUAGACAAUAACGCCAGGCACAAUUAUAUUUGUGACUCCCACAAAAUGAUCAUACAGUGUGCACGUUCAAAAAGAAGAAGAAAAGAUUCUGAGGACGAUUCUAAUGAAACAGACACAGAUGUUCCCGAAGUGGAUCUCUACCAAUUACAAGUUAACACAUUGAGAAGAUACAAAAGACAUUAUAAAGUGCCAAUGCGGCAAGGACUUAACAAGGCCCAACUUGCUGAUACUUUAAUGAAGCAUUUUAAAACAAUACCUGUGAAAGAAAAAGAAGUCGUGACGUUUUUCAUCUACACAGUGAAAACAAAUGCAAAUAAACUGGACCAGAAAAAUGGUAUUAAUAAUGACACCAAUUGAGUGUCAAAAAGUGUGCAAUUGGAAUGAAUCUUAAUGCAGGUUGCAUAAUAAUUAUUUUAAAUGCAAUUUGUUUAUGUAUAAUCUAUUUUGGAAUAUUUAACAUGUUUUUUUAAUAAUAUAAAAAAAUUACAAAAUAUGAUAAAUUAUUUUUUCUGUUUCUGUUUUUUCUUUUUCUUUGUUUUCUCAUCUGCAUUUAGGAUUGUAACUGCCUCUUCUUCACUAUCGGUAUUAACAUCAAGCAAAUUAACUAAAAAAAUAAAAUAAUGCAAUUGAAAAUACAAUCAGGCAUCCAACGACCUGUCAAACAAUAGCUGCCAGUGGGAAGAGCUCUUAUAAUUAAGGGAGUUGGGGGACAUAGCUUUCCAUUUUAGACGCUAUUUUUAUUCAAAAUAGUAGUUGCCAAGCGUGCCAAUUUAUGAAAAAUAUAUUAGCGUUUUUUUUUUAAAUAAUCUUAAGUUGUCAAAGCCCAAAGACACCAAAAAAAAUUGAGUUCGACAUAAAAUAUUUAAAUUUAAUCCAUUAUUCAUGAUUUCACAUAUAGAUAGACAUUGUAUGUUGCAACCCCUUAUAUAUACCAACCCUUCCCACCUACAGUUAAUUUGUUUGGAAUGCCUAAUAUUGUUUCGUAAAUUCCCAUGAGGAAGGAGAGAUUAAACCAUGUGGCUCUAUAAAUCUAAAACUUAUUCAUUAUGAACUUACCAACUGGUUUUGGUACUUCUAUCACCACAACCUCAUCAUUAUCAUCAUCAUCGCUAUCACUCACUUCCCAUAUUGCAGUACCAUCUUUCUCUUCAAUUGGAACUAAAGCAACUGUGCCUUCACCUAAAAACCCCAUUUUAUUGUGCAAUAACCACUAACUUACAAAUUUGAUCUAAAAUUUUCAAUAUUCAACUCUUUAAUUUUUAAGCCCAAUAUAUUUACCAAUUUUUGUUAAUUCUACACCGUUAGUGGGUUUAUCAAUUUCAAUUUUUGUAUCGACCAUAUUACUAUGUUCUUUCUCUUUCUUAGUUUUUUUCUUAUGUUUCUUUUCACUUGCAGUCCACGGAUCUAAAAGCGCUUCGAUAUCUCCCGAAACUGAAUCAUUUGUAAUAUCUAAUAUACUAAAGCUUUGUUUCUGUCUUAAGAGUCUAAAACAAAAAUAUAAGGAUAAGACAUUAUUAACACGAAGACAAUAAAUUGUUACCUUUGUUGUGUGUCCUUUUCGAUACAUUCUUUAAUUUGCUGUACUAUAAGCCCCGCUCUAUUUGCAGCUUUUGAAGCUGUACUCAAAAUGAGAUCAGGACUUAGCUCUGCUUUUCCUCCUAAGUGAAGGCCACAUAACUCCUUGUAAGCAUUUAAUCCAAUAGACAUAAAUGCAUCUGCUACUUCUUCUUCCAACAGGGUUGGAUCAGCUAUUAUAAAUUCACUGAAAAAAAAAAAUAUAACCCUAAAAAAAUAUGUUUUGUUUAGAAUAGAAGUUUCUUACCCUCCAUUAAACACUGAAUAUGUUAUACAGACUGGAUAAUGAUGUAUUACCAUUGGAAUGGGAUCCCUUUGCUGAACAUUAUGUAUAAUAAACUCCUCUCCAUCGCUUGUAACAUCUGGUCUUCUAAAAUGGGCUAGUGCUGCUAAAGCAGCAAUAGAAGCACAGUCUAAAAUGUUUCCUUCAUAGUUUAGAACAUUUAUGUCUACCCUGAUAGCCCAUACCUUGUAAUGAAACAAU